This is a messenger RNA of Nycticebus coucang (slow loris), 4171 nucleotides long. It is a transcript of the gene CR2, whose product is annotated as complement C3d receptor 2. Gene Ontology annotation, biological process: negative regulation of complement activation, classical pathway. The transcript is spliced from 20 exons. Bases 130 to 3414 code for a protein of 1094 amino acids. The record is from RefSeq and is a predicted model, not a curated record. NCBI's taxonomy places the organism in Eukaryota, Metazoa, Chordata, Mammalia, Primates, Lorisidae.
GCCAGGCGCUAUUUAAGGGCCUGCUUCCCCCGGCUCGGAGCUGCCUGCAGCUCCUGCCCUGUCCUCCAGGAACUGCCGGAGGCUCGCAGGUCUCGGAACUCAUCCCGCCGCGGGGGCUGCCGCCGUGGCAUGGGCGCCGCGGGCCUGCUGUGGGUUUUCUUGGCUCUCGUCGCCCCAGGUGUCCAUGGGAUUUCUUGUGGCCGUCCUCCUCCCAUCCACAAUGGUUGGCACAGUCAGUAUUCUGAACCCAUAGCUCUUGAUACCAUCAUAAGGUACAGUUGUUCCCCUGCCUUCCGCCUCAUUGGAGAAAAGACUAUUUUUUGUAUAAGUAAAGACCAAGUGCAAGGAGUCUGGGAUAAGGCCGCUCCUAUAUGUGAAUACUACAAUAGACUUUCUAUUUGCCCCAUGCCCACAGUACCACACGGGUACAAAAGUAAAGGCUCCAGACCACCAUACAGACAUGGUGAUUCUGUGACAUUUGUCUGUGCAACCAACUUUACCAUGAAAGGAAACAAAACUGUUUGGUGCCAAGCGAAUAAAAAAUGGGGGCCGACACAACUACCAACCUGUGAAAGUGAUUUUCCUCUGGAGUGUCUACCACUUCCCAUGAUCCCCCAUGGACAUCACACGGGGGAGAAUGUGGGCUCCAUUGCCCCAGGAUUGUCUGUGACAUACAGCUGUGACCCUGGUUAUUUGCUUGUUGGAGAAAAGGCCAUUCGCUGUUUGUCUACGGGAGACUGGAGUGCUGUCGCCCCCACAUGUAAAGAGGCAGAGUGCGAACUGCCAAGACAAUUUCUCAAUGGGCAGGUAAAGAUGCCACCAAGUCUUCAGGUUGGCGUAACUGUGAACUUUUCCUGUAAUGAAGGGUAUCGAUUACAAGGCCAGUCUUCCAGUCAGUGUGUGAUUGCUGGACAGCAAGCUGUUUGGACCAAAAUGCCAGAAUGUAAAGAAAUUCUUUGCCCGUCACCUCCCUCUAUUGUCAAUGGAAGACAUACAGGCCACUCUUCAGGGAAUGUUCCAUAUGGAAGAACAGUCACUUAUACCUGUGACCCAGACCCAGAGGAAGGAGUGAAGUUCAUCCUUAUUGGGCAGAGCACUAUUCGUUGUACAAGUGAUAGUCAGAAGAUCGGGACCUGGAGCGGCCUUGCCCCACACUGUGAACUAUCUACAUCUGCGGUCAAUUGUCCAUAUCCCCAGAUCCUAAGAGGAGAAAUAUUAACUACAUGGAAAGAUAAAUACACUUAUAAUGACACUGUUGUAUUUGCUUGCAUAUCUGGCUUCACCUUGAAGGGUAGCAAACAAAUCCGAUGUAAUGCCCAAGGCACAUGGGAGCCAUCAGCCCCAGUAUGUGAAAAGGAAUGCCAGGCUCCUCCUGAAAUCCUCAAUGGGCAAAAGGAAGAUAAACACAGGGUCCGCUUUGAUCCUGGAACAUCGAUAAAAUAUAGUUGUGAUGUUGGCUAUGUGCUGGUGGGAAAAGAAUCCAUACAUUGUACCCCUGAUGGAGAGUGGAUACCCAGGGCCCCCCAUUGCAAAGUGGCAGAGUGUAAACUAGUAGGAAAGGAGCUAUUUACAAAACCCGAAGAUCAAUUUAUUAGACCACAUGUUAACCCUUUUUGCAAAGAAGGAUACCGGUUAGGUAAAAGUGUUUACCAGCAGUGUCAAGGCACCAUUCCUUGGUUUAUGGAGAAUCGUCUUUGCGAUGAAAUCACCUGCCCACCACCCCCUGCCAUCGACAAUGGGAUGCACACAGGGAGUUCCUCAGAAGAUGUUCCAUAUGGAACCACAGUCACUUACACAUGUAAUCCUGGGCCAGAGAGAGAAGUGCAAUUCAACCUCAUUGGAGAGAGCACCAUCCGCUGUAUAAGCAAUGAUGAGGAAAUAGGCACCUGGAGUGGCCUUGCUCCCCACUGCGUCCUUUCCAUACCUGCUGUCCAGUGCUCACAUGUCCACAUUGAAAAUGGGUACAAGAUAUCUGGCAAAGAACCCCCAUAUUUCUACAAUGACAGCGUGACGUUCAAGUGUAAUAAUGGAUUUACUUUGAAGGGCAGCAGUAAGAUUCGGUGCAAAGCCAGUAACACCUGGGAUCCUGAAAUUCCAGUUUGUGAAAAAGGCUGCCAGCCACCCUCUGGGCUACACCAUGGUCAGCACACAGGUGGAAAUACGGUCCUCUUUGUCUCUGGGAUGACUGUAGACUACACUUGUGACCCUGGCUACUUGCUUUUGGGAAACAAAUCCAUUCGCUGUAUGCCUUCGGGAAAUUGGAGUCCUUCUGCCCCACGGUGCGAAGAAGCAUGUCAGCCUGUGAGAAAGGACUUUCGGGAAGUUCCAGUUGAUUCACGCGUGGAACUGGUUAAUACCUCCUGUCCAGAUGGGUACCAGUUCACUGGAUAUGCUUUUCAGAAGUGUCAAGAUGCUGAGAAUAGGGUUUGGUUCCAAAAAAACUCACUUUGUCAAGUGAUUCACUGUCAACCUCCACCAGUGAUUGACAAUGGGAGUCACUCAGGCAUGAUGGCAGGACACUUUCUAUAUGGAAAUGAAGUCUCUUAUGAAUGUGACCAAGGAUUCUAUCUUGUGGGAGAGAAAAAUUUACAGUGCAGAAAUGAUUCUAAAGGACAUGGAUCUUGGAGUGGACCUCCCCCUCAGUGCUUAGAAUCUCCUGCCAUAACUCAUUGCCCUAACCCCAAAGUCAAACACGGAUACAAGCUCAAUGAAACCCAUUCUGCAUAUUCCCACAAUGACACGGUAUAUGUUGCCUGCAACCCCGGCUUCAUCAUGAACGGCAGUCACUUGAUUAAGUGUCAUACAGAUAACACAUGGGUUCCAGGUGUCCCAACGUGUAUCAGAAAGGCUUUCUUAGGGUGUCAACCUCCAUCCAAGAUCCCCCAUGGGAAUCAUACUGGUGGCGAUGUUGCUGAGUUUUUCCCUGGAAUGUCCAUCCGGUACAGCUGUGAUCCAGGCUACCUGCUGGUGGGAGAGGCACUCCUUCUUUGCACAUAUGAGGGAACCUGGAGCCAACCUGCCCCUUAUUGUAAAGAGGUAAACUGCAGUUCUCCAGCAAGCAUGAAUGGAAUCCAGAAGGGGCUUGAGCCCAGGAAAAUGUAUCAGUAUGGCGCUGUCGUAACCCUGGAGUGUGAAGAGGGGUACACCCUGGAAGGCAGUCCUCAGAGCCAGUGUCAGGCAGACCAUCAGUGGAACCCUCCCUUGGCUGUCUGCAGGUCCCGUACACUUGCUCCUCUUCUUUGUGGUAUUUCUGUAGGUGCAUUUCUUCUUAUCUUCUUGAUUGGUGUCACAUUAUACAUGAUACUAAAACACAAAGAACGCAAUUAUUAUACAAACAAAAGUCCUAAAGAAGAAGCUCUUCAUAUAGAAACACGAGAAGUAUAUUCUACUGAUCCAUACAACCCAGCAAGCUAAUCAGAAGACAAACUGUGUGCUUCAUUGCUUGAAAUCCAACUGAACAUUGAUUGUAAAAAAACCACUCCCAUAUCAACAAGUCUCUUGGUGUGGUCUCCAGAUUGAUGGAAUGAUUUCAUAAGCUAUCACUUCCUAUACACACUCACCUCCAAGAGGACCUCUUCGUGGUGAAGAUGGGAGCCCAGUUUCACUGCGGUGUGCUCUUCAAGGACUUUCUCUGUGAUGUGUGAAGCCAGGCUGUGGCUAUACAUAAUUACAUGGCUGUAAAGGUAUUGCCUUUUUAAGGAAGGCACUAAAAGGAGUUGUUCUCAUAUCUGGAUUCUCUUUUUGUGAACAACAUACUUACUGUUACCAUUCAGUUUGGGUUAUACCGUGCUUUUAAUUAUUUAAGCAAAGUACAAGUAUUUCCCGUGGUUAUGAUGGGGAUACCUUUUUAUCCAGAUAUCUGGUUUUAUUUUAAUAAAAGUAGCUUGUUUCUUUGACAUCAUUAAACAUUUCACUCACCCCCCCUUGGUUUGAGUUUUUUACCCAAUACUGUAAUACUUUUCCUUUCUAUAAUCAUUUGGUGAUUCCAAUUGGUACGCGUUUUUUGAAAUCGUGGAGUCAAGUUUUAAUCCCAAAAAUUUGGUGUACAAUUUAAGCUUUGGAUAUUUCCUUAGAAGUUUUGUCAUAAGCUCUAAUUGCUUGUAAAAUGUCAUUCGAUAAUGUGUAUAUGGGCCAUUGAAUUGUAUACAUAAAUUGUAUGUAUAAAAAACAA